Messenger RNA from Durio zibethinus, 873 nucleotides. Its product is annotated as ankyrin repeat-containing protein BDA1-like. Lineage: Eukaryota; Viridiplantae; Streptophyta; Magnoliopsida; Malvales; Malvaceae. The record is from RefSeq and is a predicted model, not a curated record. Gene Ontology annotation, molecular function: protein binding.
AUGGCACAGCCAGAGAGUGUUGCCAUAACAAUUCAUCCUCCCUCAACAGAAGACAACGUGAUGGGUGCUUCUCGAUCGGAUGAUAUUGAUACUUUGUAUCAACUUAUCGGAGAGGACGUAGAUGUCUGGGACCGGAUCAACAUGAGGAAGUUUGUGGAUACUCCACUACAUAUAGCUGCUGCUGCAGGACACACUUAUUUUGCAAUGGAAAUGAUGUACUUACAGCCAUCAUUUGCUACGAAGUUGAACAAAGAUGGGUUGAGCACUUUACACCUUGCCUUGCAAAAUGGGCACACACGAUUUGUGCUUUCACUGCUGAAAAUCAACGGAAGUCUCGUCAGUGUCAAAGGGAAGAUGGGUUAUACUCCUUUGCAUUACCUAGUCAUGAAGGAAACCGAUGGUGAUCUAUUGACUGAGUUUCUCAAUGAUUACCCUGAUUGUAUCCAUCAUGUGACAAGUCGAGAUGAAACUGCCCUACAUGUAGCAGCCCGCAACAACCAAACAGCUCUUAAAGUUCUACUGCGCUGGCUCAGGAGAACAAAUAACUCUAUUGCACGUUGCAGAAAAAACGAAUCCUUAACUCUAAGAACAGGGAUGAUUAUCAGGCUAAUAAAGGAUCUUAGGGUUGACAUCAAGGCUAUAAAUUCGAAAAGUUCAACAGCUCUGGAUAUCUUAAAUGGCCAAGCUCAAGGAGACUACAAUAUCAAUAUCAAGAAGUGCGUGGACAUUUUACGCCAUGGUGAUGGUCUGAAGGCAUCGGCUCGCAAAAUACCAUUGUUUUGUCUUGAGGUGAUUUGUCAAUGUGCAUAUGAACUCAGAGUAAUGCCAGCUGACAGUGGCAACGCUUUGCUAGUAGUGGCAACGCUUUGCUAG